AUGGUCCUGACCAAUAGCGGGAGCGUAGCGAGGGAUCAUCUUGCGGGUGAAAGGACGUUCUUGGCAUACGUACGAACCAGCAUAGCCAUUACGAGCAUGGGAGUUGCAUUAGUGCAGCUCUUCAAGCUCUCUACGGAGCCCUCGACUGCCGCACACAGGUAUGCCAGGCCAUUAGGGGCCGUCAUAGUCGUCGUGGGCCUGAUGACCCUCUUGAUUGGCAUUGUCCGCUAUUUCUCCACUCAACGCACUCUUCUCGAGGGCAAGUUUCCAGCGGCGCGCUACACCAUCACCUUCAUAUCGCUCACCCUCGGUGCUGUCACAUGUGUCGUCUUUGGCAUUCUCGUCGGCGUCGCGUCAGCUACAUGA
Messenger RNA from Punctularia strigosozonata HHB-11173 SS5, 366 nucleotides. RefSeq lists its product as uncharacterized. The coding region runs from base 1 to 366 and encodes 121 amino acids. Lineage: Eukaryota; Fungi; Basidiomycota; Agaricomycetes; Corticiales; Punctulariaceae. The record is from RefSeq and is a predicted model, not a curated record. The transcript has 4 exons.